AUGCCCCCGCAGAUGGCACAAAUGGUGACGUUUCUGCCACCUGCACAAGUGCCUCCCCCACAUCAGCCCCCACAACUGGCCCCUCAAAUUCCCCAGCACGUGGCGCUUCAAGCGUCCGUGCCACCGCCCCCCACGACAGCACCCACAGCACCCGCAUUGGCCACAGAAAAGCCCGCCAAGCCCGCAAAGCCCACGAAGCCCGCAAAGCCCACAAAGCCGUCGUGGGCGGACCUGUCGGAAAACCCGAUGGCUCCUCCCAGUUCGUGGCUUCCUGGCGAGGCUGAAGAGCUCCCAACGCUUCUCCCCAAGCCUAACACGGGCAAGGGGAAAGGCAAAGGCAAAGGCAAGGGGAAAGGCAAGGGCAAGAACGGCAACAAAGGAAAUGGCAAGGGCCAGGGCGGUCAGGGCAAAUCCUGGCGCAAUUGGAGCUGGUACUGA
Symbiodinium natans is the source of this 438-nucleotide messenger RNA. Lineage: Eukaryota; Dinophyceae; Suessiales; Symbiodiniaceae. The record is from the annotation of a GenBank genome assembly.